AUGAGGGAAGCUGCUCAGGUAGGAUGCGUUGAAAAAAGGUUAAUCGAGCCAGUGCUAAGAUAAGGACCUACUGUUUUGUCAUAUGCAGAGGAACAGGUUGACAAUCUAAUACUACUUAAGAAAGCAUUCCAGAAGAAUAUACGCCUGGACGCAAAGAAGAGGGAGCGUUAAGAAGUUGGGAAAGCGGGAGGAGGAAUAAUUAAGGAAGAAUUGCGAAGGUUGUGCGGACGACCAACAGGGGUGUGGGCUGAAAUCCGGGGAAGAUUUGGAUCAUUAUCGACGCGCAAGAGAAGACAGAAUACAGCCUUCAGCAUCUGAACCCAUUUAAAUUUAAGAUUGCUUAGUUGGCGUCUAUUUGACUAGGAAGUACGUGGAUGUAUCUUACAUAAGAGUUCUCUGGUAAAAUUCCUCUGGACGUUUCUAAUUUGAGAACGACAGGCCUUGACGAUUAAACCAAAGAAUGGGCAAAAAUCUUCAAGAAUGGAGGGGAAAAUGCAUCAAAUAAAGGUUAAAUUAAAUUUCAGGAAGGCAGAAAAAAUAAAAAACAAAGCUACAAAUCUGGAUAGCUUUGGCCUUAAUCAACCGACGAGCUACGUGAAAUUUAGAUUAUUGGUGUAAUUUCAUUGUAAGUCCUUUUUCGCGUAAAAUUCAUUCAGAGGGUGCCUUGAAAAAUCACUGAUUUCGAUAAAUUCUCAGUCCCAAAGCACGUGUGGUGGCAUCUAAAUGGAGAGAAUUCCAUCAGCCACGUUGAACCUUAUACAAAAAUGGGUACUAAAUCAAAAGGGAUUUGAUCCGAGCAAUGCCAGGCCGAAGAUUUGGAGAAAGGUCAUCAGCGUGUGUUAAGGCUGAGCAUGUGUGACUGCCGAUGAAAUAUCAUUUAGGUAAAGCAAAAAAAGAUGGCCAACCAUGAUUCCCUGAACGACACCGCUUAUGACAGGGUUUUCAUUUGAAAAUGAAGACCUCAUAAAUAUAUUUUAUUCCUAUUCGAUAGGUAUGACUUAGUGGAGUCGGUAAGGUGACUGUGGACUCCUGGAGCCCCCGACUUUUUCAACAGUAGUCUGUGUGACACUUGGUCAAAGACUUUGCCAUGGUUGAAAUAAAUAAUGACCACAGAGAGAUGACCAUUAUAAAGAGAAGUGAGCAGAUUCAGAAAAGACAUAUAACACGCUUUAUAAGAACGACCGGACAAAAAGCCAUGUCAAGAAGAGCAGAUGCUUGGUUGUCUUAUCGAAAGUCCAUAAUUUGAUUGUAAUCUUUUGAAGAGUUUAGAUAGGCGAGGACGUUUUCGGAGUCUUCAGUCAUCAAAGUGGCGCGAAGUAAAUCAAAGGAUCCUCGUGACUGUCAGUAUUGUUUUGGAGUUUAAGAUAUGAACGAGUCAAACGCCCAUACGCCGCUGAAGUUAAUAUGCUCCAGCAUCAGCUGUACAGAUUCCUUACCCGAACAGGACAGUACCCUCUCGCACAGCCUUUAGGGUUUAAAAAAUGUUAGUAAACCGUCGAAAACUGUGCAACCACGGUCUAUUAAGAUUGUUAUGGACGUCAAAGAAGAGGCCGAUCUGCCUCCGUCCAGAAAAAACAAUCUUCAAGACUCUCGUAAGGUGUUUUUUUUUCAAUCGGACAGAUCUCUUACGGAACGUCUGAAACGCCGCGAAUUAUCGACGGAAAUGAAGGGCAGACUUGCGUUUGGAUAGAACUACUAGGCUAGUUUCAGGGCGAGUGGUACAGAGGAAAGCAGUGUUGUUCAGGAACCAGCCAGUACUCAUGGUGGCAGUCGCAAGAAAGUGUUGGAAAACUCGAGACAAAUCAAAGUAAGCACUGCCGAAUGUUGCAAACCGCAAUUCUUGUACAUCAAUGUCCAGGGUCAAUUUUUUAAGCCUAAUAAAGUGGGAAUACAGGCUGCUGAUACGUCUCUAUAUGUUAUAACAAUAAGAGGAAGUGGCUAUCACAGAGUUUCGGUUGUGGCGGAAUAGUACCAUUAGAAUAGAACAAAAAAGGUCUAUUGUAGCACUCAUUGGGAGUUGUCAGUCUCCCCAGAACGCCAACUGUUCAGGAGAGACAGAAGAGAAGAGAGGUGAAGAAGUUGUUAUGCAUGCAGAAAGCAACUUAACAGUGUGGGAGAGAAGUGAGGAGGUUUAUGACGAUAAAGAGACAAUUUGGUUGAAAAUAAAAACACUGGGGUCGCAGUCCCUUGAAGUUUUCACUAUAUACCGACUACUAAGGACGGAUCUCAACGCAGGUAUAUGUCUGCUGGAACCCAUAACAUGGUCGAAAGUCGACCGGAUGCUGAUCUCACGGGGCUUCAAUGCACCCGGCAUUCGCUGAAGUGAUAUGCGUGCCAAGCGCUCAAAGUAUACAAUCGAUAACUUUCUCCUAAAGACAACACUUAAAGAUCUUCUCGGACAGCAUGCUCCGCUUUCAACUAGGGCACGUGGGGGAUAGCAGAACAGUUGUUAGGAUCUUGUCUUCACCGAAGAUCCUGACAGUAUGAAUGAGGUAUACUGCCUGCCUCCGCUAGGUCAAAGUGACCAUACAGUGCCUUUAUGAGAGUACGGACUUUAUUCUGCACCACAUGCAAUAAAAGAAACAAGCCUAAAUAUUUGGCAAGGGGAAUUUUGCGAAGUGAAAGCUGAAACAUCACAGGCAGACAAUGAUGCGUUAUUCUUCAGGAAAGCCAUUUAAGACUGGAAUUUAUUUAAGGGUCGGUUGUUGCAUCUGAUAAAGAACCCCUAUACGUUAUCAAAGCCUGGGAUAUUCAACUGAUCUCAGUGACUAACGCGAGAUCUCAAAGUGGAAACCAAUAAGAGGAGAAGGCCGUGAAAGGAGUUCCGCAAAAUCAGCAAAAAUACAGACUGUACAGAGUAACAGUCCAAAGGAACAGGGUAAAGGGCUUGAUUUUCGGAAGAGCAUGAAAUUUCGAGAGUAACUUGUUCCACCAAGCCUUUAAAAAUUGAAAAUUUCCCUACAGCUAAUUGCAAAGGACACGCGUGACAGGAAUCCGAUUCCUGUCCUGAGGAGUGAGGAGUGUCCCGAGAUAUCUGGUGAUACAAACACAUCUGAGCACUUUUCAGAGUUCUCCCACCCUGCUUUGCCUGGUUACGAGAGUAUGGGAAAGCUAUCUAGGGAAAGUAAUUUUAGGAAUAUAGAACAGCUUUUAGUGAUGUAAAUCUCUCGGAGCGGGCGAGAUUCCGACAAAGCUGCUCUUUGAACUUGGCCGAGAGCUAGCAAAAGCGUUUUUCGGUGCUAGUAAUCGUUCGAUACUGGAUCCGUACUCAUAGACAGGAAAACAGUCCGUAUUACACUGCUUCUCAAGAGCAGUAGACGUGCACUUGCACCCGACUACAGAGCUGUUAGUCUAAUAUCAAUCAGCUGCAAAGUCAUGGAGAAGACUAUCCAAAAGGAUUUGAAGAAAUAUUUGGAAAUCCACACCUUUUGUCCAAUGUAAAAAACGGUUUUCGAGGAGGAAGUAUGUGGUUAAGGGAUUUGUAUAUACAGCGCAAGCCUGGACAGAUGCCUUUGAUGCGAAACACACUAUGUGUGUGGUUUUCAUUGAUUUCCGGAAGAAGUUCGACAGUGUAGCGCAUCAGCGUCUCGUUUACAAGCUGAAAAUAAUGGGCACCGGAGGAACACCUCUUAAAUAAGUAAUUCGUUUUAUUUAGUAUCUUUAUGAGUAUUUUCAUAAUGAGUAAAAUAGAUUUCUUCGAGUGAAAUUUAAACAAGUAGGCAGACACUGCACAGUGCUCAGUUCUUGCUCAUAAUAAAGGCAUUUCGAUGAGAAAAAUGGUUGGCGAGCAAUGAGAAAAGUCCUUCAUUUUUUCGAAAAAGGCAAAAAUGAAAUGAAUCAACAAGAUGGAUUGAAAAUUCCUUCGUCAGGCUUUCCCAAGUUGUCUGUGUACAGCGACAGCAAACAAGGCACACGCUGGCCUCCGUGCUCGGAGAGACCCACCUUCUCUUGUUCAUUGAUAGUUGCAUGCAGGAAUUGGACUGUGAUUAUGCGAAGUUUGCGGAUGAUAUAAAAAUCUGGAAAGCCAUCCACGACGCUCCCGACGAAACCAACUUCCAAGAAAAUCUACGUCGAUUACACCAAUGGUCAUACAAGUGGCUGCUGUCCUUCAACUCAAUAAAUGAGCCAUACUGCGUUUCCGAAAUCGAAAUCAGAUCUAUAAUACGUAGCAGUACUAUCUGAGCGCAAUGUCACUCCGAGAGGCAGAAACGCAGAAAGAUCUCGCAAAUUGAGUUGCAGACACUCUAAAACCUUUUGCUUAAUUUUAUGUGGCAGUCAAGGCCACAACUUCAAUGCUGUACGCCACGAAACAGGCGUUCACAGUUUUCAAUGAAGAAUGCUUCUCCAAAUUGUUUGGCAAGUUUGUAAGGCCGCAUUUUGCGUAUCCCAUUUAGACCUGCAGACCCUGGAAGCAGCAAGAUUGCAAUCCACUCGAAAAGAUGCAAAGGUAAGACACAAAAUAACUUAGAGCUCAGAGUACACUGCCAUACGAGACCCACCCGAAUAAUCUUAAUCUCUAUCCUCUGAGUUAUAGGCAGUUGGUUGGAUACUUGAUAAAAACUUUCCUUAUCGGCGUUGCUUGAAUCGUGCCCUUCUGUGUGACGACUUUUUACAAUUCGUCACUAAAAAUAACGUCCGGGGCACCCCUUCAAACUAAGUGCGUCCCAAUAAAGAUUGGAUAUGAUAAAGUACUUUUCCUUAAUCAUGUCGUGGAGCCGUGGAAUAGCCUGCCGGACGCAAUCGUAAUGCUCCAAUCUGAGGAGACAUUUAAGUAUCGGCUUGACAAACAUAUUGUAGCAAAAAAAGGGACCAUGUGGCUCUGUAACCAUUCAAAACCAACGAGCCAUAUGAAUCGAAGUCUAUAUCUACUUGAUACUGUAAUUUGCUUCCCUUGUUGCCAAUUCUCUCGAUCUUAUGCGACAGAUAGGGAGUUCAAAGGCAUGGACCUAUUCCCCUCAAAUAUACUGAACACCGAACUGAAGUGAAUGUUUCUUUUCUCUACGUGCACUGCGUCUGAACUUAAGACGACACUUUUUUCAGACAGAAGAUGAAGCCAAAACAAUGAAUUUACUUUAUUCGGAACUAAUAUACUCUCCUUCGAAUAAAAUGAAAUUGUGCUAUUCGAACACGUUAUUGGAGAUGUCAUUGGAUUAUCUAUUCUGCCUUGCGAAAUUGUCGACAGCUGACUAUGCCAAGUUCCCACUAGGUCUAAAAACUUCUCGAGUUCCCUUGGAUGUCCAACUUCUCACUCAAGAGAUAUGUGAGGAAUUGUCGUUUUCGGCGAGGCCACACCGAGUGCAUCCAUAGACAUAUGGCUACCAAUGACGCAUCAUAAACCCCAUACUGAGAUUGAGUGAACAGCAUUUUACAGUCAUCUGCCAAGAUGCUCUCUUGGGCUAGAGUAUGAUAUGGACCAGCCUCUAACAAUUUUGGGAAUCAGCCGAGUUACGUGGUAGUAGUCCCCUUCCGCUGCCGGGGCAACUUGUUGCGCAUCGCACACCAUUUGUCAAAUUAUCGAGUUCUGCUGAGCGCUCUGAUGCCCGCUUCACAAACAGCUGAAACACCGUAUACUUUCGCCCCAGCACUUCUGCAUUUGUUUACGAACACAACAUGUAGUAGACAGCAUGGUCUGUAUUCAAGAUCUAGGCAGCUGGGAUCCCCACCAUGGAAAAUUAUUAGGAGGAAGGACAUUAUGUGAGUCGCACACUGGUUGACUUUCAUUUUAUUAUAGCAACCAGCUUUUUGGCCUGUCAUAGGCCGAUUUUACGUGACUCUUCAGCGACGCGCUGUUUUCGAGUCGGUCGCCUGGCUCUUUUUUAAACAACGCCCGGUGCUAGUCCACGUUAUGCGGUCGACUUCUUCCGCGAAGGAUAUUUACUAGCCUUAUUUAUGGAAUUAUUUAACUUUCAAAAUUAAAAAGACUUAUAAAUGCUGCGUUGGUCACUAGAGUACUACAGGUUGAAGGCCAGGGAGCAACUAGUUUAUCAUAUGCGACUGAUUUCAAUGUUCAUCGCCUACCUAUGGAGCCUCUGUUCUUACACCUUUCGAAAGCAUACGAAAACGGUACUCCUGUCUAUUCAAGCUAGCUGUAGGUUUUGCAACAUCAAAGUGUCCGUUACACCGUGGUUCCUCUAUCUCCCAUUUCGAAACUACAGUUGUGUGAGUUUAUUUUUGCCGUCUUUUUAAAAGCAUACCUUUGCCUAGACCUGCUUUUUACUAGUGGAUAUGUCUGGCAUGGUUAAACAGUUAGAACAUCGACACGACUUAUUUCGAAAUCGACUUUUCUACCAGAAAGCUCUUAAGAUUGUCAUGCUUCCUUAAUUUAACGAAACUUAAACUCAUACCGCUUUCUCCACACUGUUUCACCUGGUGCUGUUAAUUACUACCAUAGAACAACGAAAACCUUGGUGAUUGUGUAAGGGUGGUGGUUACUUAUCUGGUGAUGUCGGAUCUAUCUAACUCUUAGGUCAUCCGCACGCGUUUGGCGUGCAAUUCGAAAUCCUCGUCCUUCGGAAUCUGGUGAAGCGGUCAUGACGACCCGAAAUAGGUUUUGCCUUCAGUUGCCAACCAAAUGAUUUUAGCGUCAAAGUUGUUGCGUUUUCCACUUUCUAGUGUGUUUAUUGCCAUCUUCUUGACUUGCCUCUCAAUGAACUAUUUUCCUUUACAGGUUUGCGCCGCCGCAAGAUCAUGGUCAUAGACCUGGAUGAAACACUCAUUCAUUCCGUCCUCGAUGGGAUGGUGCGCACAACUGUAAGGCCCGGAACGCCGCCUGAUUUUGUGCUCAAAGUCGACAUAGAUCAUCACCCAGUGCGUUUUUCUGUUCACAAGCGCCCCCAUGUGGAUUACUUCUUAGACAUUGUAAGUCAGGCAGCUUACUCAUAUCUUUCUGCAUAAAGUUGCUUUGCUCACAGCUUCGCCUAAGUACGGGGAUUCUUGAACUUCGUCAUUUGACUUGCUCAGAACAUUAUGAAGUGCGUUUAUGUGCAUGUUUUAUAUUUGAACUGUUGACAUCUUUCAGUCAGCUCUUCGCGGCACGAAUGAUCUUGUUUAGUUCCAGCUGACUAAUGUUGCACUCCAGAGAAAAGUUGAGCCAGUUAGCACAACAUCCGUAAAAGUCGUAGACGGCGCUUGAGCCCAGUUUUUUAGUUCCCAGUCGGACGGAGGCCACACGUGCUGAGUGAUUCGAUUGUCGGUUUCGUCUUUACCUUGCCCGUUUUUGGGGCUUGAUUCAAGAACUGUUUAGUAGCUUAUGGACUUCAUCGUCUACCAUAGCUGGGCAGUUACGUCCCACUACGACUACGCAUGAGCUAAGCCUUAGCCUGAUCACUCGUGUACCCAAGUGCACGUAUGUGGAUUUGUCGGAGUUAUGGAUGCUGUGACUGUCUGGAUACGCGCACUUGCCAGCUUUGGCAUUGUUCAUAACGGGUUGUCGGACUGUCAAGCCUGCCUGUCUGAUAAUUCGACACGUCUGGAAUGCGGCGACGGAGCUUUGAAGCUGAGGCGUCCGCAGUGGGGAUGAGUGAUCUUGCGGCAGUGUGCGCGUGUUCGGGCGCUGAAACAAAGCGGCUGUACAUUCCUUGUGUCUCCGCGCCCUGGUUGUCCUGCCGCCUCUGGUCUAAGACUGCAUGUUCGUCAGACUAGGGAGCUAGCCCGUUCUGCUUAUGGCUUUUUCGCUGUCUGCCACCUCCGGACGCACCAGACAGCCCACGGCUAAACUAAAAGUCGAAUCGUUUUUUCAAAACUGGGUUCCUCCCGCCCCGUAGCCCAUGAUGAAAAGAGGUUGACGAGUUAGCUGCACCACGCGAGACAAUGAGGCCGGUUUCCGCUCCAAGGUUGUCAGGUUUCUCAAAAGUUUUCUCCGGAAACAUGCUCCUAUUUUCCCUGAUGAGGCUUUAGUCGUAUGCUUUCCGAUCCCGCCUUAUACGGAGCCUUCACAUAUAGAUCAACAAGGCUGUUCUUAGGACAGCGAUCAUGCAUCAGCAGCCAAACUAAGGUUUGUCAGGACGUCUACAUCCUGCAAAGUUAUUGUCUUAUUUGCUUUGUUCAGGGAGCCGUGAUGCGGACCGCGUAUGCGACAAAAAUGAUUUCAGGUCAACUACCACUGAACUAUGCUGGGUAAAUGAGAAUUCGAGACCGAGGCUGCCCAAAUUUUGCUCACCAUAUUUUACCUAGUGUGUAAGUUACUUCCUGGUCAGUUGUCCUCGCAGCUGACACCAUCUCACUCCCCCCCUCCUCUCCGUGACAGACGUCCACAUAGACUUCGACCACCCGUAGUAACGGUUUCUUGCCGGGCAGAAACAGCUGCACUCCAACCCCUGGCUGCUGUGAUGAAAUACACUAUAACACCUCCCGACAGAACACUCCAAUCAUCACCCAACCACCAGCAUGAUUUGACUAAGGUGGUCGUUGAUUAUGACGAAUAAAUUACUGCCUCCCCCCCCCUACCUCACUCCCGCACUAUCACUGUAGUGAGCUGCAUAAAAUUCUUCGACUUCACUUUAUCCUUGUACUCCGUGUGGGAGCGUCAUGUUAAGAGUUUAUAUCUUCGCCUCCAAUCCAUUGCAAAAUUCUCCGUGUGCGGAGGGAGGGGACUUAAGUUCCCAACUUCUAGUAAUCGUGACGUCUGACUUGUCCUUCUGCUUUCAAAAAAGAAAAUACCCUUUUUUGCAAUAUUUAGCUCACUGAGGCCCUACUUCAAGGUCAUAAGCCUGACGGAUCCUCAGAUGGGUCUCUAUGGCAACAUUUCAACUGCACCAUUGUUAAAAAGUAAUAAGGGCAUUUCGGCCGGUGUCCGCCCGCCGCUUCACUGAAUUCUCUCCCCUACCGCCUAGCGAAAAAAUCGAUACUAGACGCAGGGGACUCUUCAUUGAGAACCAAUCUUAGAGCGGCUGGUCACAGCUGCUUCCGUUCUGUUAAUUUACUGUUAACCUGUUUUCACUCCAAUCUCACACACCUAGAUAAGCCAGUGGUACGAACUGGUUGUCUUUACUGCCAGCCUGGAGAUCUACGGGGCGGGCGUAGCGGACCACCUUGACAACGGACGCCACAUCCUCCAGCGCCGCUACUACCGGCAGCAUUGCAUCUACGAGAGCGGCAGUUAUUCCAAAAACCUCUCCCUCAUCUCCCCAGAUCUAUCCUCUAUUUUUAUUCUCGACAAUUCGCCAGGUGCCUACAGGUCUUACCCAGGUAAGCAUCCAUUUUUAGCCGUCUUUCCGCCACAAGCGACAGCAUUCUUUUUUAUAAUGACAUCUAUUUGGCAAGGAACACUGGAAUGCUAACUUCUGCCUUAUUUGCUAUCGCCAGCCGCUUCAAGUGAGGCCACUUGACAUGUCGUCCACAAGCAUUUAGGUAGUACAGUUCGACUGUCUUUGCCGACGAUGUCCACCGUGUGCCCCGCAGCGGGGACCGUGACUUAGUGUUUUAGUGUUUUUAGUGAUUUAGUGUAGAGUGAUCAACGCUCAGAUCUUGCCAAUAGAAGCUCAGAUCUUGAUUACGUCGACAUCACCUUGCUCUUAAGGUACUUGGAUCAAACGCAAUCACCGUGACCGCAAGACAAAUUUAGGGCUGCUGGUGAUGGGUAUGGAUGCAAUGUCUGACGAAGCUGAAGCCGCGCCUACGCAUAUCACAUGCGUACUUUCUAUUAAACGCACAGUAAUCAGUCCUUAACGCGGUGGGGGACGAGGGGUCUCGGAAUUCGCAUCGAGUGAGAGUGUUAUUUAGGUCAUAUUAAGGAGCCACUGCGACCUGAUCCCCAGUUUUCGGUAGAAAAGAGUUAGCCCGUCAGUUGGCUACCCUCCAAACCCCGACUCCCAUAACGGGCCGCCCCCUCACACUACUUGGAGUUGGGGCUGCUCACAGACCGGAGGCGACUAUCAGGUGCCACCAAUGGAGACCGAAGGACCCUCUGCUAAGACAGGAGACGUUUGGAAUUGUUUACCAGGUCUAGUACAGUUGCGGAUAAAGCAACUACUUCGGAGGAACUGGGAGAUUACCCCGGACGCGAAUGCCCGAACAUGCAGCAGUAGUUUGGAGGAGCGAAACUAACUCUCAGGUCGUAGUUCAUUCGGCAUGACUCGGCCACACCUUCGAGUUUAACGAGACCGCAGUUCUCACAAGACGUGAUUACCGCGUGAGCCAUGGUUUCUGGCCUGCAGUCAAUUGACAAUCGCAAUGAUCGCCCGCCUUUGCAUUCUGAGCUGAGACUUUGCGUAGGCAAGGCGGUGAGGCACGCUAGGAGAACGCGGGAGACCAACAGUUCCGGUGGCAGUAAGCCAGAUUGCCGAGUAAUUGUUACCCCACAAAUCAACAACGGUGAUGGAACCGUGACGGUUAACGACCUAGAUGCCGACUAGCCAGCCACAGUCGCUUGAAAUACGACCCCAAAUGAUAAAGGCAAGUGCCACUAAUUACCUCCUCGUGGCUAAUCUCUUCCUUCUCAUCUGACUGAAGUAACUAACCUGUGGACAUUAAUCGUAUGCAUCAAAAGAUAGGCUGGUAUGCACAAUUACUUCAGGAUCGCCAAUGCAGAAUGUACACCGGCCUAUCCUCAGACAUAUACAAUUAGUGGCAAUUGUCUAUCUACGCUAGUCAAAUGAGAAAAAAACAAAUUAGCCGUAAGGGUACAACUUGACUUUAAUUGUUUAUUAGAGUUUAUAGGCGUUUUUAGUUCACUAAAACAAAACGCCUUCCUACCACUGCAGCCAUUUCAUUUCGCGUCCGAUUAGUCUUUAGUCUAAACUGGUCCGAAGUUGUUACCACCAAGGUGUUGACGCGAACCGAGGUUGUCUUACGUAUCACUUUUCAGCCGCUAGUUAAUUCACUGGCUUCAUUAUUAACAACUGCUCUCACAAAAAGGUAUUUUAGGAGCUUGCAGUCUCACAGCACUCAGAGUUUCGGCAGGAUUUAAGUCUAUAUUGGGGUACUCCCAUCUCACAUUACUUUUGAUACUUGCAAUUGUGCCAACCGGUAUGGAUCCAUAGUGGCAUAUCGGAGUUGAAAUCUCAACUCCAGUCGGUAUUUAUUGGACCCACUCGGGAACAGCACAGGCGAGCCCAAGAUCAGCGACUGCUUAAAAACAAACGCAUAGUUAAAAGGACGCGGCUAUAUUGCCUCUCAUGGCCUAUCAACCACACACCCCCUCGUCCAAAAGCUGGGUCACGUCGCCUGACCUUGGGACGCGCGUUAGAUGGGAGUUGAAUUGGCAUUUUCUGCAUCACAGAAGACAGACGGGAGCGGUUGAGAGUAGUUUUACUGUGUCAGUCACUGCAGAUACGUGAACUUCCUAAUCCCCCUCCGUCCAGGGCGCGCAAACGUCGUUUUCAAACUGGCGUGUCCUGAUCAGCCGGCCUCUAAAAAAAACCCCAGACGUUAGGCCCCUCGUCGACGGUUUGCAUACGACUGCGGACACGUUGAUUGACUGACUGGCCCGCGCGCUCUACGCCGUGAUGCUUUCCUUCCACGCGUUAAGUUCCAGCUGGCCUCGACGGCCUGGCUGUUUAUAGGGUUGUCGGUGGUCUAGACCGCCAGCUCCGUCGGCUCUCGUUAUCCAUAGUUUGCUCUCAAGGCCAUCAAGUCCCUCCCUACUCGCCGCCACUUCGUGCUCGUGUACCGGUGAAUCCAGCCUUCUUUCACCUGGUAGGGCAACUGCAGUAUGAUCUGUGAUAAAUAAUGCCCACCUGUGUUUGCUUAGCUGUCGAUCUGCAUGAUCCCUGCGCACGUUGACCUCGGGACGAUACCGACCUCGGACUCUGGCAAUGCGUUUUGUGAUCUCGGAGACAUUUCGGACUUGUGAUAGGCAGUGUUGAGGCAUUUAUUGGUCUCUUUGCUUUGUCCCCCGCGGCGAGUGCAGAAGCAACGGUUUGCCAAUGUUGUGCAAACUGAUCGCGUGGGUACUGGACUUGCUGUUGUCUUUUGGCCAGGUCACUGCAGUUUGUUUUGGCCCCUUUUGGCAGGAGUCCUAACGACUCCACCUGUGUACUGUGAUGGCUCUGAAUCUGUUGUCUGUUUGGUGCCGAGUCCUCUCAUGACAGGGAAGUUGUUGUGACCAAGCGGUGUGAGUGUGUCCCCGUCUGUGCGCUACCAUCUUGGGGUCAGGUCCCAAGUUGUAGGGAGACUGAGGGAUUUAUUGUGCACAGAACCCGGAGUUGUCCUCUCAGGCGGCAGUGGCCACUGGCAAAGCCAGGGCUGGUGUUGACUGUGUCCAGUCAUGCCUGAGAGUCUCUGAGAUAGUGGUGGCAGCCGCUUUUGUAGGCUCGUGGGCCAAGCUCAAGUGGUGGCCAGUCAGUGUGUGUGUUGCAUUUGCCGAGGGGUGGUGUCCCAGUGGCUUGGGUUGUGGUCGCAGAGAGGCAGGUGCGUUCCAGUGGCCGCAUGGGAAGCUGAGGCUGUGCGGACGCAGGUGUGCCCGAGAGCAGUCGGUCGCGUGACUUCAGGUCGGCGCAUCUGGAACGGCAGCGAGGUCUUGAACAAUGGUGCCAGACCGGUCAUGAUGGCUGGCCGCCAAAAAGUCACGGAUGGGCAGCUGAAAUUACCUCUUGUUUCCUCCUUUUCGAGCCGAUUUGGCAAUAGUCCCACCGUCGCCGACGAUGAGGUCUACCGCUGGCCCACGGAGUGCGCGUGAAAUUGUUCGCGGUGAAGCAGACUUCUUCUGCAUCUACCUGACCGUGCUCUGGGUGGCAAAACGGGCGACGGUGGGUGGGUGCGCAGGGGGUAGAUUGUCCCACGUGCACUUUAUUUGAAUGCUGUGUGGCACGCUGUCGAUGGUUGCUGUGCAUGCGCUUGUGACCGAGUAGGGUCACAAGCGUGACCUAAGUGAGCUUGUUCAGGUAAGGCGAAGUGUUGUGAUGGGGUCGAGACUAUGUUGCCUUACUGGAGAUUUUCAUGUAUGCGCGUACGCUAGAGUAGUCCUAUGCCGUGUCAGAAUGCCCUGAGACAGUGUGGGUGUGGGGCGUGUUUGUUUUUAGGCACUUAUUCGCCGAAUGUGCGACGAGGACGAACUUCAGCGGAGUCCCCAUUGCUGGUGGGAGGACCGAUAGCGGUGCUGAUAGACUGGCCGGCAGUAGAAGUGUUCUCAAUGGGGAGCCAGGCUGAAACGGCUCCUUCUCAACGUGACCUUCGAUUCUUUCACGCAUGUGAGAGUUACGCCGCUCAACCCUCGUUGGGUGAAAUCCUGGUGCUUGUGUUUGGGGGGGGGGGGGCAGGUCGUGCAUUCGGCGCGCGCAGACAAGAUCACUAGACUAUGCCAGCCACCGCACCCAUUUCCUUCACCAGUCAAUUGACCGGCUGGGACCUGGAAAUGGGAAGGGAGAGUAAGGUCGACGACUCAGCGCACUUUCCUCCUCACUAUAUAAACAAUCUGACGCGUUUGAAGCUAUCACGAUGCGGUAAAAGCCGUGGCUUGGAAGGUUGCCAGCUGACGGGAUAAUUUGGACAAAAGUGCGCAUUAUUUUGUUGAUUUGGUAGAAAAUUACACUUUCACAUUUUAUAAUUGAAGGAAGGGUAUAGUUCAGUUUUAAAAAAGUUUCUGAUUAAGAGAUUUUUUUAAGACCGUGACCGUUUUAAGCCCGUUCAUAAAACAUCGUGUCUCUUCAUUUACCACUGUGGCUUGUAAAAUCAACAAUAAGGCUCAAAUUCACUGCUAAAUUUUAUGAACCCCCAUAUGAUCUUAUGUUAAUACCGUAGAGAAAUGUAUGGUUUUCCUUACGCGGAAAAUAUACGGCUCGUAGAUUUGAAACCCUGAAUGCAGGUGUAACGGCAAUUCGUGUUCGGAAUUAUUUGGGAAUUGGGAAUUUUUUUAAAACCGAAUUAUGCCCUUCUUUCAAACACGAAUGUUGAAGAAGACGUGAUUUUCUUCCAAAUGAGUAAAACAAUGGGUAUUUUUACGCGCGUUUUCUAUGAGAUAUAUCUGAAUUUAUAAGGACAUCUAAAAUCAAGGGGAAAAUUCCAUACUAAUUCAGUAGUCACUUUUGCAGAGUGUAGUUUUUGCAGGCGAUCGGUAUGGAGUUCGUUCUAAGGCCGGCAUCUCGAAGUAACUGUGCCCGUAAGGCACAACGGAACGAGUGGGUUCCGUAAGAACUAUCGGUGAGCGCUCCCUACCAUUGUAUAUUUCCGAUCGAAACCGACAGGACAACGGGCUCCUGGCCCAGUGGUUAGAGGCGUGGACUUCUAACUAACAGGUUGCGAGUUCGAGCCUUGGGUGUUCCACACUUUGGAGUUGGGUAUGACUGGCUGACGACGGCUAAUAAGCCAGAAACGGCCAUUUCAGUCUCGCUCGUCUUUGUCGGUAAUACCAUUCUGCCUAUAUCAUGCGCCGCCUUGCGGCUGCUGGUUGGGCUCGAGAGAGAGAGCCCGUAAGGCACAACGGGAAUGUUAGGUUAACCACGUGUUACAACUGUUCACAAAGAUCUGGUUUCACUCGUCGUAUAUAGGCCACCUCCAGGUAACGCAAUGUCCGAGUUGUUCGUGCCCGAACAAGUACUCAGAAGGAAGUUUUGGGGUCGAUGGAGUGACCACUAUCAAGCAGCUGUUUCGUAAUGGAAGAACGCGGGGUUUUCUUUUCUUGUCUUAAGAGCCAUCUAGGCAGGUGCUCAAUAGACCUGGCUGCCAAACGCCUUUGCGUGCGCCCAAUGUACUUGCAUCCGCAAGUGCAUGUGAGUUCAUAAACACAAUUUGAAGUGGCGUGCAUUGGAAGGGCAUCCUUUGCCCGUGGAAUCGGAAGUGGCUUAUUAGGACUGCAUAAUACUAGUUCGGCUGCAUUGUAUGUCCUUUCAAUGGCGGAACGUAGCCGUCGUUUGAUAGUACUUUUGGUACCAAUUAAUCCUGCCUUUUUUGCCUACUUCAGCUUCUUACCGGGGACAAAAUGCUUCAAAUUUUUAACACCUACUCAAGUAAUCUUUUUGACCCGAAAACUUAUCUCGGAAUUUCGGUUUACAUUUUACUUUUCGGUUUACCAGGAGUUUGGCGCUUUCCCUCGCUUUGGCGUUUGCCCUUGUCUUCAAAUCCCCUGUGUACCAGUGAAGUACACUUUCUCAUAAGUUGUACGUCGGCGUACUUGUAAAUGUCGGCCUCUGUGUCCCGUGAGUCGUGUGGGAUAGCAGUUACUCAGCCCUUACUAUCUUCGACAUCGAAGUCGGACGAUCAAUGUUGUCAUUGAUGUCCACUUGGGGAAGUUGGUUGACGGUUUCCUCGCAGAUUGCACUUCCAGACCGUCGUUCCAGUAUCAGCGCCUUCUGACAGUCCUCUCACGGUUAAAAGCUUUCCAAAUGUCAUCAGUAAUAACCUGUUGGUGGAAGGUCAGGCAAAUAGGCCAGAUGAGCUGAUAUGCACGUUUCAGUUGCCCCAAAUUCUGGAUUAUAAUUUUUACUCAGGAUGAUGCAUCGAGACUUCAGCUGCCGACACCUACAGUUUGUGCCACUUCCCUAAGAAUAUCUGAUGCGUAUCCUUGUGCUCAUUGCAAUUUUUCCUAGCUGUUGAUGCCCAAAGCGAUGGCGUUGGCAUGUGUUUUAUACCGCCGCAUGGGUUGCUUUUUGCACUUUGCCUAGUUUUACUACGCGAGAGCUAAUUCUACGUGGAAAUCCAUCAAGUUUGUUGUGAUUAAAGAGUUGACAACUCAGUUUAGUUGCUUUUAUUCAGUUCAAAAUGUGCUCACCUCGCCCCAUCCCAUCUCUUCUAAUAAACGCAUAAGUGCAAAAAAUGCAAGACGGUGAUUACUAAGCUUUGUGGUGGGCCAACGCGGUCUUAUAGGCUUCUUACUGGACCAAUGCCCUGGAUGAUUGGCUAGUAAUUUCGUAAACAACAAUUCGAACGCUCGGGGUAAUAUCAGAGCCUUUAGUGUUACUAACAUUGUAUAAGUAGUAAUUAUAGUGUAAAUAUGUUUUGCGAACCAGCGAAUAACAACUUGUAUUCACAUCAAUAGUAGUGAAAAUGCGAUUCCUAGGUGGCCUAUCAAUAGAAGAAGAGGCGUUCACCGGGAUGUGUGUAUUGGGGGUCCGACGUUUCGAGUAGUUGAUUCGUCUACCCAUCUUCAGAGACUGGAAAGUCCUGCGCACAGCUCCCCUUAUAAGGUGCACUUUGUUCAAUGCGUGACCCGCCAAUGCUGCCUGUGUGGCUGCAUCCAACCCGCAUGUCACCGUGACCUGAAUCGCUCCCGUCGGCCGCGGGGGAGGCGAAUUGAUGUGGCGGUCGACAGAGCAGUCGGUGAACAUACAGGCUUUUUGGGCUCGCCUUGCUGUGUGGUCACCGCCCCGGCCCACAAUCUCAACGGCGUCAAAGUUGAAGAUAUGUCCCUUGUGCGCGAAAUGGGUUGCUACCUCUGACUUUGGAUCCAACCCUCGCACAACCAACUUAUGCACGAGCAUUCGCGUUUGCAGCCGUCGGCCGGUUUCCCUAACGUAGUUGCACCUUCCGCAGCUGCCUUGAAGUCGGUAGACAACGGCCAACAUCUGCUUAGGGCUCGGAUCUUUUGGCGCAUCACUUGUCGGCGGAUUGUUGAGUCAGGCCUGUGGGCAACACCUAUUCCGAGUGGCGUGAGGGAUCUAGCCACGAGCAUAAGUUGGCCUUGCGAAGGUUGGACCCAAAGUCGGAGGUAGCAAUCCAUGCCGCACAAAUGGGACACAUCUUCAACUCUGACGCCGUUGAGAUUGUGGGCCGGGGCGGUGUUCAUACAGCAAGGCAAGUCCAUGAAGCCUGUAUGUCCACCGACUGCUUUGUCAACUGCCAUAUCAAUUUGCCUCCCCCUGUCUGACUUUACGAACCUUUUUAACGGGGGACAGUCACGGCGCGGGACAAUCGGGGCCGUCAGCCAUCUCCGCGGCCGACGGGGGCGAUUAAGGUCACGGUGACAUGCGGGUUAGAUGCAGCCACACAGACGGCAUUGGCGGGUCACGCAUUGAACAAAGUGCAUCUUAUAAGGGGAGCUGUGCGCAGGACUUUCCAGUCUCUGAAGAUGGGUAGACGAAUCAACUACUUGAAACGUCGGACCUCCAAUAAACCACUCCUGGUGAACGCCUCUUCCUCUUUUGAUCAACUUGCAUUCAUUUGAGACACCAACAUGCAUCACACUCAUCUGGGACUUAACGAACUGUCACGGAAAUGGCUGUUGGUUCUAUUUAUCCAAAGCAACGCACCGUUAAGGUGCAGCUAUACUUUCCUGCAGAUUAGAGCGGUGGCCAAAAUGAAUUUUGGGCUGUCCAUAUCCUUCUGCAGCUUAGCACUUACUGGCCUAUCUACAUCCCUCUGGAGGUAGGACCUCUAAUAGUAGUCGGUGUACGACCCAAUUGUUGUCCUCUUAACCUCCCAUCCAUCUCGUGACUGUCCGUCUACUACUAGAUAACGCCAUCCCGAUUCGGUCCUGGUUCUCCGACUCCAGCGAUACGGCCCUGCUCUGUCUCCUGCCGGUGCUGGAUGCCCUUCGUUUCGUCACGGACGUGCGCUCCAUCCUCAGUCGGAAUCUGCACCGAGAUCCAAUGGCAAUAGGCUAG
Spirometra erinaceieuropaei is the source of this 17474-nucleotide messenger RNA. Lineage: Eukaryota; Metazoa; Platyhelminthes; Cestoda; Diphyllobothriidea; Diphyllobothriidae. The record is from the annotation of a GenBank genome assembly.